ACUGAGAGAGAAAGAGAGAAUAGUCUUUGAAUUUCAAGCAACAAAAACCAGAGAGUGAGUGAGUGAGUGAGAAAUGGAGAUUAACAACAUUGACAUGAAGCUCUCAAAGUUCAGGAGGAUUUGUGUGUUCUGUGGGAGUAGCCAAGGCAAGAAGACUAGCUACCAAGAUGCUGCCACUGAGCUUGGGAAAGAGCUGGUUUCAAGGAACAUUGAUCUGGUCUAUGGAGGAGGCAGCAUAGGCCUAAUGGGUUUGGUUUCUCAAGCUGUUCAUGAUGGUGGUCGGCAUGUCAUUGGAGUUAUUCCCAAGACGCUCAUGCCUCGAGAGUUAACUGGUGUAACUCCGGGGGAAGUGAAGGCAGUUGCAGGUAUGCAUCAAAGGAAGGCAGAGAUGGCUAAGCAUUCAGACGCCUUUAUUGCAUUGCCUGGUGGUUAUGGAACUCUUGAAGAGUUACUGGAAGUGAUAGCUUGGGCUCAGCUGGGAAUUCAUGACAAACCGGUUGGAUUGUUGAAUGUUGAUGGAUACUACAAUUCGUUGCUAUCAUUCAUUGAUAGUGCUGUGGAAGAAGGAUUCAUUAGCCCAGAUGCACGCCAUAUUAUUAUAUCAGCACCAACAGCAAUGGAGUUGGUGAAGAAAUUAGAGGAUUAUGUUCCCUGCCAUGAAAGAGUUGCUUCAAAGUCGAACUGGGAGAUGGCACAGCUUGGCAACACUCAAGAAUUCGGGAUUUCUAGGUGAAAGGGGAUUUGUAGCAUUGAAGCAAGAUGCCUGUGGGAAUUUCAGAA
Fragaria vesca subsp. vesca is the source of this 780-nucleotide messenger RNA. Its product is annotated as cytokinin riboside 5'-monophosphate phosphoribohydrolase LOG3-like. Bases 74 to 733 code for a protein of 219 amino acids. Gene Ontology annotation, cellular component: nucleus; cytosol. Lineage: Eukaryota; Viridiplantae; Streptophyta; Magnoliopsida; Rosales; Rosaceae. Gene Ontology annotation, biological process: cytokinin biosynthetic process. The transcript has 7 exons. Gene Ontology annotation, molecular function: hydrolase activity, hydrolyzing N-glycosyl compounds. The record is from RefSeq and is a predicted model, not a curated record.